GCCACCGCCACCGUCAGUCAAUCCCUCCGGCUUAUCGCCCCGUAAAAGCCUCCGUAUCCGGGCUGCUUGUUUGCUCAGAAAGAGCGGUCGUCGUCCGUUUUCCCUCUCCACCUUAACUCCUGCUCUCUCUUCUUCACUCUCUACCCUCUCUUUAUCUAGAGAUCUCCUCCAUUUGUCCCGUGCGUCCCUUGUAGUCGACGUUUCCUGCUUAUCCCAGCUACUCCACGAUAUUUCAACCCACCAGAACCCCACCAUGUCCACGUCUGCUCGCCGUCGUCUCAUGCGCGAUUUCAAGCGUAUGCAGACCGACCCUCCUGCUGGUGUCUCCGCAUCUCCUGUGGCUGAUAAUGUUAUGACCUGGAAUGCGGUCAUUAUUGGCCCUGCCGAUACUCCUUUCGAAGACGGCACUUUCCGACUCGUUAUGCACUUUGAAGAACAAUACCCAAACAAGCCUCCUGGUGUCAAGUUCAUCAGCCAGAUGUUUCAUCCCAAUGUCUACGGUACUGGGGAACUCUGCCUCGACAUUCUGCAGAAUCGUUGGAGUCCGACCUAUGAUGUAGCGGCUAUCUUGACUAGCAUUCAGAGUUUACUAAAUGAUCCAAAUACGUCGUCGCCGGCCAAUGUUGAAGCGUCCAAUCUCUACAAAGACAAUCGAAAGGAAUACAUCAAGCGCGUGCGCGAAACGGUUGAGAAGAGCUGGGAAGACUAAAUCUCUACCUGGAAGCGGCAACGAUAUUUGGUUUGUCCAAUCCCCUCCGGUUUCCAACUUGUUAUUUGCACGAUGUUCUAGUCCGAUUUGACCUGCCACCGACGAGUCCCAUGUCCACCUCCGCUCCGUCCUCCUGUUGCCCCAGUCAUUGCUCAACCGUGCUAGGUAACUUGUGACUGAUACUGUGGUGAUGAUGACCAAGGCUAAAUGCUGGACUCUCCUUUCCCCUUCGGCUAUGGAAUGAUAUGCACAGCGCGGAGUUAUGGCGCUCGGUAAAACUGUUAAUUUUUUUUGCUACCUUUUCCCCUCGUGAAUACUCGGAUUUAGCUCUCCAUGAAUAAUCAAAUGGUUGUUGUUUCGGUCUCCUUGUUCUAAUAUAGUACUGCCCUGUAAAUCUGUAAGUCAGGUCUGCAGCAGAACUACUAGCUUCUGGUGCUGAUGCGGCAGCCGUGGAGGCGCCAAGACGUUCGCGACACGACUGUCCCACCAUCCCUCCGUAAAUUAGACUAGGCCUCAACAAGGUUAUCGACGCGCUCUGCCUGCAUCGUGAACUUCCA
Messenger RNA from Monascus purpureus, 1266 nucleotides. Lineage: Eukaryota; Fungi; Ascomycota; Eurotiomycetes; Eurotiales; Aspergillaceae. The record is from the annotation of a GenBank genome assembly.